Liolophura sinensis is the source of this 1926-nucleotide messenger RNA. RefSeq names its product charged multivesicular body protein 6-like. The record is from RefSeq and is a predicted model, not a curated record. Gene Ontology annotation, cellular component: multivesicular body; ESCRT III complex. NCBI's taxonomy places the organism in Eukaryota, Metazoa, Mollusca, Polyplacophora, Chitonida, Chitonidae. Gene Ontology annotation, biological process: late endosome to vacuole transport via multivesicular body sorting pathway; vesicle budding from membrane.
UGUUACAGCGGGCGAUGUGACAGAGGAGCUGGUUUGCUUUGCAAAAUUAUCCCAAGGAUGGGAAGUUUAUUUGGGAAGAAGAAGAAACCAGAAUCAAGGGUGACAGAACAAGAUAAAGCUGUCUUGCAAUUGAAACAACAGAGAGAUAAGCUAAAACUGUAUCAGAAGAAAAUCAAUGCUCAGUUAGAAAAAGAUAGAGAAGUUGCCCGGCAGCUGCUGAAAGAUGGCAAAAAAGAGAAGGCCUUGCUAAUGCUGAGGAAAAAGAAAUUCCAGGAAAGCUUACUUGAGAAAACUGACAAUCAAUUGGAUAACAUAGAAAAGAUGGUUCAGGACAUCGAGUGCCAAAUAGAGUCCCAGGUUAUAGCUGGUCUGAAGACAGGAAAUGAAUCCCUGAAGAAGAUGCAUGAGCUAAUGUCGCUGGAAGACGUGGAGAAGAUCAUGGAUGAAACUCGGGAUGCUGUGGCUUACCAAGAGGAAAUUGAUGCUCUAUUGGCGGGAGGGCUGACACAGGAGGAUGAAGAUGAGGUCCUGGCUGAGCUGGAGGCUAUCACAAAGGUGGAGUUACCUAAUGUUCCAGAAGACAAUCUUGCAGAUGAAGAAUCAGAAAAACCAGUUACAGAAGCCAAAAGGGCAAAGACAAAGAGCCAUGCGAGAGAGGCCGUUCCUGCAUCAUGACAGUUGCAUCUGGUAUUUGACAUUUACAUGUUGGCAGGACUUACAUAGCUGGCAAGUCUGGCAGGAUAUUGUAACAGUUGUAAGGAAGUCACCCCACCAGCUGACCUUCAGACAAUAGUCUUCAACAAUUACAAAAAGAAAGUACCACAUUAACGGGCAUGCCAUUUACAUCAGGGUUUUUGUUUUUUCACAUUUCUAAGUCUGAGAAUGCUUUAUAUGCAAUCAGACUAUUUCUUACCUGUGUUUUCUCAUUAUUUAAUGAGCGCCUGUUUUAAUUAGAAAUCAAUACUGUCAGUGUAUAAAUUUCACGAAAAUAUAUUUUAAUUUGUAUUGUAUGAUAAUAGGAUAGAUAAAAAGUGCAUUCAACUGUUUAAUUCUCAAAUCAUGAGAUGUUCUGGUUCACAAAUGGAUCAAUCUCUGGUUCAAUUCUGAUUUGUAAUACUGGUUCAUGUAAUAUGUUUUACCUGUCUAUUACAUGUAUGAUUUAAUGAUAUAAAUGUCUAUUUAAAAAAAUAAUCCUCAGCCUGUGUAUUGCUUUUCCAUUAGUUAUUUAAAAUGCUUCAGUGGAGCAUCAAUUGGUGGGUACUUAUACAAUCAGUUUAUGCAUAUUUUCAGGUUUUUAGACAAUGAAAUCAGUUGUGUCAACAUACAUUACACUCACAUCAUGUACAUGUGGAAUAAAGUUUUUACUUUAUAAAACUAUGAAGAAGAGCUAUGUUGUGAAGAAUGUGUUUUAAAUGGAACUUUGGAUUACAACUGAAAUCAAAUCAACUGAAUGCAUCAGCUGCUGCACACAAAGUUUUUCACUUGUAUUUUUCAGCCCAGUUAAUUUGCUUUCUCUUUGACAAAAUUUCAUUUAUAUAGAAAUGUCCGGUAAUAAGGUGUCAGUAAAAAUGAAUGUACUUCAGUCAAGUCAAUAAUUAAUUUUUCUAUGAGUUUUAUGGGUGGAGGAGUGCCCAGGGUAAACCACUGAUUGUUGACAAGUUACCAAUCAACUUACCCACUAAUAUAUUGGUGGAAGACGAAUGGUUCUUUUCUUUUCAUCCAUAUGCUGGUUUAUACUAAACAUAGUAUAAGAAAGGCUCAAAAUAAUCCUUACCAGACAGCCAAUAUAAACAAUAUGUUUCAGCAACCUGUGAAUAUUGCGUAAAACACCAAUUAAAUAAAUAUAUACAAUACAAAUAAAACCAUCAGUAAUUAAUCUAAUUAUGUUGUAGAAAAAUGGCAUGGAUGAAACAUACAUAUCUCUUC